AUGCUAGGAGCAAUAGUCAGUGGACACAUAGCUGAUACCAUUGGACGAAAAGGGGCAUUAGUGGUGGCUGCAGUACCCAAUAUUAUUGGAUGGAUUGUCAUCACCUUGGCACAGUCAAGAAAUGCUUCAUUACUCUAUUUGGGAAGAUUGUUGACAGAAUUUGGGGUGGGAGUUAUCUCAUUCACAGUACCAAUAUAUAUUGCUGAAAUAGCUCCCAAACACUUGCGGGGAAGUCUUGGCACAGUAACACAGCUUUCUGUUUCAAUUGGCAUACUGCUAGCGUAUCUUUUUGGACUUUUCCUUCACUGGAGGUCUUUAGCAAUUGCAGGCUUAGUGCCCUGUGCCCUAUUGAUCAUUGGGCUCUUUUUUAUCCCAGAAUCUCCUAGAUGGCUGGCAAAGAAAAAAAGUCCACUAUAUGAAGAUUCAUUGCAAUCCCUUCGUGGUUCUGAUGCUGAUAUAUGUUUUGAAGCAGUUGAAAUUAAGAGUGUUGUAGAGACUAACAAUCAACAAACCAGUGUCAAAUUGUCUGAACUACGUGAACGAAGAUAUGCACUCCCUCUGACUAUUGGCAUUGGGCUGCUUUUAUUACAGCAAUUGGGAGGAGUCAAUGGCAUUAUGUUUUACAGCAGCUCUAUUUUCAAGUCUGCUGGAAUUUCAUCGGCCAAUGCUGCAUCUGUUGGGCUUGCAUGUAUUCAGGUCAUCAUGACUGCAAUUACUGCAUGGUUAAUGGACAAAACUGGAAGACGGAUACUCCUAAUUAUCUCCUCUGGAGGAAUGACUAUAUGCCUUCUCCUUGUUGGUCUUGCCUUUUAUUUGAAGAACCAACUCUCUGGAGACUCAGCUAUGCAAACAUUCUUCAGUGCUUUGGCAUUAACUAGCCUCCUAGUCUACAUUAUCUCAUUUUCCAUUGGUAUUGGACCCAUUCCAUGGAUUAUUAUAUCUGAGAUUCUCCCUGUGAAUGUCAAGGGUCUUGGUGGCAGUGUAGCAAAUUUGACAAAUUGGUUGUCAUCUUGGAUUGUGACCAUGACAAUCAAUAUGCUUUUAGAGUGGAGCUCUGCAGGAACAUUUCUACUUUAUGCUUUUAUUAGUGCUUUGACACUAGCCUUUGUUGCAUUGCGUGUACCUGAGAGCAAGGGUAGAACAUUGGAGGAAAUUGAAGCUUCAUUCAGAUAAGGUCAAGAUAGUAUUAUAUACCUCUUCAUUCACGAUCAUUUGCAACCCUUGGAGUUACUUAUGAUGACAAGAUCUCUUGAAUGUAGAAGAUAAAGUUUUAAUUCAGAAGUUAAUGUUUACUACCAGUACCACCUAUGGAUUGCCGUUGUAUAAUUAAGAUUGUCUAUUACAGAAGUAGAGAAAUCUGGCAUGCACUACUUCUCAAUCAUUUUGAGAUAUGAUAAUAUUUUCGUUCUCGAGUCAUUUGUAAUAUAAGAAAUUCCCUAAUUUCAGUGGAGGAUAUAAGACAAGUUUUAUAUCUUCAUUGUAUCAUGCCAUCUUGCCA
Cryptomeria japonica (Japanese cedar) is the source of this 1498-nucleotide messenger RNA. RefSeq names its product sugar transporter ERD6-like 6. The transcript is spliced from 16 exons. The record is from RefSeq and is a predicted model, not a curated record. Gene Ontology annotation, cellular component: membrane. Gene Ontology annotation, biological process: transmembrane transport; carbohydrate transport. Bases 1 to 1173 code for a protein of 390 amino acids. Gene Ontology annotation, molecular function: sugar transmembrane transporter activity. NCBI's taxonomy places the organism in Eukaryota, Viridiplantae, Streptophyta, Pinopsida, Cupressales, Cupressaceae.